Messenger RNA from Setaria italica (foxtail millet), 925 nucleotides. Its product is annotated as probable prefoldin subunit 4. The record is from RefSeq and is a predicted model, not a curated record. The transcript has 3 exons. Gene Ontology annotation, cellular component: cytoplasm; prefoldin complex. NCBI's taxonomy places the organism in Eukaryota, Viridiplantae, Streptophyta, Magnoliopsida, Poales, Poaceae. The coding region runs from base 169 to 549 and encodes 126 amino acids. Gene Ontology annotation, biological process: protein folding.
UCAAAACCCUUCCCCCUCCCGGUCUCCCCUUCCCCCCCUUGCGGCUAAGUGCUCGAGCCCCGAACAAAUCUCGCGGCGAUUGGAAUCCCCGAACGCCGAGAGCAGAUCAGCGGAAGACCACGCCCUCGCUUCUGAUCUCCGGCCGGCGCGACCCCAGGCCAAUCGGAGAUGCAGCAGGGGGACGGCACGGAGGCGCAGGUCACGUGGGAGGACCAGCAGAACAUCAACCGCUUCGGCCGCCUCAACAACCGCCUCCACGAGCUCCAGGACGAGAUCAAGCUCGCCAAGGAAACAAAUGAAAACCUUGACGAUGCUGGGAACGAGCUCAUCUUGUCAGAUGAAGAUGUGGUGCGCUUCCAGAUUGGAGAAGUGUUUGUCCACAUGCCAAGGGAUGACGUGGAGACUAGGCUGGAGCAGAUGAAGGAGGAUGCGGCCAAGAAGCUGGAGAGGCUAGAGGAGGAGAAGGAAUCAAUCGUCGCCCAGAUGGCCGAGCUGAAGAAGAUACUGUACGGCAAGUUCAAGGAUGCCAUCAACCUGGAGGAGGAUUGACAGUGAGUCCUUGAGCUGUUGCGCGAUAGUUUUUCAGGUUCUGUUUUUAUUCCCCCGUCCUCCCACCACAUUAGUCUGGUGAUGCUAGCUUGUGUAACAGAGGAGAGUUUGAAGCUUCGGAAGCUCGUUUACCCCACAGGAUGCACGAACUUGGUUGGAGUGAGUGGUUUGAUUCCGAGCGUGUUUAUGAAUUGAAGUGAAUGGGCGUGAGCCUCAGGCGUACAUCCAGUCAUGAUCUUUUCGUCAGUUUGAUUUUUCACUCGUGCAGGUCACCAAACAUUUUCCCAGCAGACAUGUUGAUCAAAAUCUGUGUGAAUCUGUGAUCCGUCUGUGCAAGAAAACACUGAACUUUGGCACGUCGUGCUCCUCUACCGUA